GUGCGCACUAGCAGCUGCUCACUCGUGCGCCUCUAAUCCACUUUUGAUGAACUCUCCAAACUCUUCGAAUGGACCUCCCGCCGGGCGGCCACCCUCCGGCUGUUGACCCGCACACGCCUACCACGCGCAUAAAUGGCGAGAAGGCACAUGCCUGUCACACUCCUCCGGAAGUUGAUGACAAUCUCGGGUCGGAGGAGAGAUGCCUCCACGCAGAAGCCUCUUCAUGCCUUUCAUCUCGGUGUUCCCGGAGGAACUCCAAGCAGUCCACCGUGACCUGAAUGAGGUGCGAGCUAAAGCCGAGGAAGAGUCCGCGUGGCCCCCUUGCACCAUCGUGCAGUUGCGGCUCAGCCCGGGCUCGAUCCACCUGCAACCGGACGCGCCAGCCUUGGAGCGGGCUCAGAGACGCAGGCGCCUUGCCGCUAACGCCCGGGAGAGGCGGCGGAUGCUCGGGCUCAACGUGGCCUUCGACCGACUGCGCAGCGUCAUCCCUCAGCUGGAAAGCGACAAGAAACUGUCCAAGUCUGAGACGCUCCAGAUGGCCCAGAUCUACAUCGCCACGCUCAGCGAGCUGCUGCACGAAGCGCCGGAGGAGACGGGGGGCGAUGGGGAGGAUCUCCGAGGGUCACCGCCCCGGGAAGAGGCGCCCAGGUCUGGCUCGUAUAGGCGAGAUGCUGCAGAGCUGGUGUGAGGACCACAUGUAUAGAACCGGCUGAACUGAUAAUGACUUUUUGAGCUAUUGGUUCCUCCUGUUACUAUGUUACAAUUUUGUUUAAAAAAAAAUCAAUUAUGUUUUUAAUUAAUGUCUGAUUCAGUGCUUCUCUACAAAUUGUGAUUCAUUUUCUCCUGUUCACCAGCAUUUUGCCUUUUUUUUCCCUUUUAUGUUGCAAAACACAGGCAAGGAGAUCGACUGUCACCGAUGCAUUUUUAGAUUAUUGAACAGGAUUGUCAAAUGUAUUCACGUUCAAAAUGAAAACACUCAAAAGGAGCAGAGAUCAACAUGGAACUGCGUGAAUGCUGACAGUGAUGUCACUCACUAGGCCACAGUACUUUAGAUCAAAUUACACAA
Messenger RNA from Corythoichthys intestinalis (scribbled pipefish), 1066 nucleotides. Its product is annotated as transcription factor Atoh7-like. Lineage: Eukaryota; Metazoa; Chordata; Actinopteri; Syngnathiformes; Syngnathidae. The record is from RefSeq and is a predicted model, not a curated record. The coding region runs from base 200 to 688 and encodes 162 amino acids. The transcript has a single exon. Gene Ontology annotation, cellular component: nucleus. Gene Ontology annotation, biological process: sensory organ development; axon development; positive regulation of transcription by RNA polymerase II. Gene Ontology annotation, molecular function: E-box binding; protein dimerization activity; DNA-binding transcription factor activity, RNA polymerase II-specific.